This is a messenger RNA of Melanomma pulvis-pyrius CBS 109.77, 417 nucleotides long. The record is from the annotation of a GenBank genome assembly. NCBI's taxonomy places the organism in Eukaryota, Fungi, Ascomycota, Dothideomycetes, Pleosporales, Melanommataceae.
CACUUCUUCGCCUUACUACUACAUCCUCGCAAUAGCUUUUGCGGUUCUAUAUUGUCACGCCGUUCAACAUGACAAGCUCUUUAUUCACAUAGGUUCAACUGCACCCCUCGGGAGAAGACCUGAGCUUCAAAUGGUAGAAGAGAAGUGCCAGACUCCUACGAUAUGUACCAACUACAAAAUCUUUAAUGCUUCGUGGUUUGCCGCAAUUGGUCUUUCGUUAGCCCUAUUCUGGUGGUUUUUGAUCUGGAAUUUGUAGAUGCGGACGAGGGUGGAGGUUGGUAUGAGAAUUGAUGUCUCGUUUGGCGUAUUGUAAGUUGGUGCAUGACUUGAUUCUAAUAUCGGAAUUCAUAGGCCAAAAGGUGAAAAGAUCAGGUAUUUGUUCUAUCUUCAAAAGGAUUCAUAUUGUCUAACUCCGCU